Salvelinus fontinalis (brook trout) is the source of this 1618-nucleotide messenger RNA. RefSeq lists its product as uncharacterized. The transcript is spliced from 9 exons. The record is from RefSeq and is a predicted model, not a curated record. NCBI's taxonomy places the organism in Eukaryota, Metazoa, Chordata, Actinopteri, Salmoniformes, Salmonidae. Bases 101 to 1399 code for a protein of 432 amino acids. Gene Ontology annotation, molecular function: interleukin-17 receptor activity.
GGAUUUGGUGUUCUCAACAGUUUAUUAUAGGGCAAACCCUUUCACUGGAUAUUUAGCCAUUUUGCAACUACAGAUGAAUAUGUGAUAAUUGUUUUCAGUCAUGAGGACCUUGCUGUUGAUUAUAUUCUCUAAAUUACUUACUGCUCAGCCGUCACCCACAAUUAGUGUUACCUGUGAGGAAUCAGAAUAUGGGAUACCACCGGAAUGGAUAGAGAUUCCUCAGGCCAGUCCUUCUAAUCUGCUCGCACUCAAAGUUGCUGUUCUGCCUGAAGACUUUGGGGACAUUCGGCUGAACAUAAGUUGGGCCAUCAACAUCGACAAAAGCAUUUACUAUCUCACAGGAACUUGGAUCGAUAUAGGUGAUGAUAAAUACCGCUGUCGGUAUGAACCACCUUUCGAAGAAGUUGACCUCAGGGGUCUCGAACAGCUGUGGUUCUAUUACCUUGCACCUGCAGAACCAGGGUCCCACCGGAUCAUCACUGCUUACAAUCUCCCGAAUCCGCCAGAGGGCGAAUUUUCCAAGUUUACGACAUAUAAUGUACCGUAUCCGACAUCAAAUGACCACACAGCUGAGUUGACCAGGCCUACUUCAAACCCCACUGUGACGCCCAACUCUGUUCCCACCCGUAAUGAUGAUGAGGGGAAACCAGCAAGCCUUCUAAUAGUCUAUCUUGGAUUCUUAGCUGGGCUCGUCGCACUGGUGGCCUGCUUUCUCACUCUGUAUCAAAUGUAUGGAAUGCACUCAAAUUCCCACUUCACUGAGCUGCCGAAGGCAACUGAGGUCACUGUGUCAGUGCUGGUGGUGUACCCUGCAGAAAACCCUGUCUUCCAGAGAGCUGUGCUAGCUUUUGCUGAGUUCCUCCAGUGGCAUGGUGGCUGCCAGGUGGCUAUCGACAUGUGGCAGCGUGGCAGGCUGGCAGAGCAGGGCCCGAUGCGCUGGCUAGCAGAUCAAGCCAAAUCCGUAGCCAGGGUGAUGGUUGUAAGCCCGCAGCCCAACCACUGCCACACUGGCCCAGGGGAACACACAGUACCAGCCGCGGCUCAUGACCUGUUUCCUCUGGUGCUCAACAUGGUGGCAAGCCACACUCAAAGCCCCAACGAGCUGGCCAAGUUCUGGUUGGUGCACCUAGGCACGGCCCCGGAGAGGAGCGGCCUACCUGUGGAAUUGACAUCCUGUAGGGAAUUUAGUCUGAACAGGGACUUGGAGAAACUGUGUAGACACUUGCAUCAGCAGGGCUCCAAAAGACCAGGGUUAAUGUUCAGAUCAGGGUUGGCCUAUGGGGAGAAGGCGACAGGGAAGCUAAAGGAGGCUGUGCAGCAGUUAGAAGCAUGGCAAUGCUCUCAGCCAGGAGGUGCAGGGGAGGCAACUCCUUUGACCAAAUUGAUGGCUAGACUGUAAGAACCUGAUGAUGCUGGUGUGAUGACAAACCCAGAGCUCUUUGACCACUUGUAAAGCAAUGGGACUGCAAAAAUGAGGGCAUGCUAACUUUUCUCACUUAGCUUUAAAAUUACUCUUUAAAUAGUUUAAUAUGUUAUUUUUCAUCAAAUGUUUCUGUUUUGGAAAUGAAACAAAUAUUCUAUGGCGUUGACAUUUCUUAUAUACUUAUUGAAUGUUUUG